Molecule: messenger RNA, 1370 nt
Organism: Beta vulgaris subsp. vulgaris (sugar beet)
Lineage: Eukaryota; Viridiplantae; Streptophyta; Magnoliopsida; Caryophyllales; Amaranthaceae
Product: F-box/kelch-repeat protein At1g23390
Exons: 1
Biological process (GO): proteasome-mediated ubiquitin-dependent protein catabolic process
Cellular component (GO): cytosol; nucleus
Molecular function (GO): protein binding
Source: RefSeq, a predicted model, not a curated record
ACGCAAAAACCACUAACUUUUUCUUAUAUAAAUUGGCUAUUGAGCCACAAACUUUAUGAAAACACUUUUCAUUUCAUUUAUCACAAUAAAAAACUUGUUGAAAGAACAAAGUCUAGUGAGAAAGAAAUUCAAAUUAAGAAGAAGAAAAAAGACAUUGAGGUUGAAGACAUGAGCGACCAAGGAUCUCCAUCUCCUAUCCAUGGUGACCUCUUAGAGGAGGUAUUCGCACGUGUGCCUUUGAUCGAUUUAGCUUGUGCUGCUCGUGCGUCCAAGUCAUGGGAAUUUGCUGUUUCCUCUUCUUUAGUCCAUAUUAACAAAGUUAAGCCUUGGCUUAUAAUUCAAACACAAAACACAAAAUCUCUAUCCAAGAAAAUUACAACCCAUGCCUAUGACCCGCGAUCAAGUUCGUGGAUUGAAAUAUGUCGAUCAUCUAAUCCAACUAAACAUAUCUCAUCUCUUCAAUCCUCGGGAUCCACCUUUGUUUACGAACUCUCCUUAGAAGGGUUAUUCUUUUCGGUGGACCCUCUUCAUCUUACUUGGCACUAUAUCCCCGCGCCAAGUACAUGGCGAGUGGAUCCUAUAGUUGCUCUCGUUGGGUCUUAUGUUAUUGUCGCAGGUGGUGCCUCAGGCUACUGGGACGACCCUCUUACUGUCGAAAUGUAUGACUUGGAGACCUCUCAUUGGUCCACCUGUCAAUCCAUGCCUACCAUCCUAAAAGAUUCGGCGGCCUCCACGUGGCUUUCCCUAGCAUCCAAUCAACACAGUUUGUAUGUAACAGAAAAGGCAACUGGCAUUACAUACUCUUUUUGCCCGACAACUAAGACUUGGUUCGGGCCGUACGAUCUACGGCCCGACCCAAGUAUAUAUUUUUCAGCCAUCGGAUUUGCCGGUGACGAUUUAAUCCUUGCUGGAUUAAUUGGACAUGCUGAAAACGUUAAAACCCUUAAACUCUGGGAAAUUAACCUCGAAACGAUGGAAUUUAAUGAGAUUGGAGAAAUCCCAUAUGAGUUAUUGGAGAAAUUGAAGGGGGAAAAUUCCUAUUAUUUAUCUUCAAUCACAUUAUUAACAACUAAAGAUUUUAUUUACUUGUACAACACUUCAGAUCCAGCAGAAAUUAUUUUCUGUGAAUUAGUUGGAAAAAAAUGCAAAUGGAGGAGUGUGAAGAAUUUGGUGCAGAAUGAUGACAGCAAAAUCGGAGAAAGAAUGGUGAUGAGCUGUGGUAGAGUUGGAAUUGAUAAUCUGCACAAGGCAAUGCAUUGUAAAGAUAUCAAAUUUGUGCCAAAAUCCUAUGUAUGAUAUUCAACUAUAUGCUGUAGAUGCAAUACAUCUUUUUUUGUAUUUCAAAAUAUACCAAUUGCACAUUUUAGUAA